Messenger RNA from Eriocheir sinensis (Chinese mitten crab), 9649 nucleotides. It is a transcript of the gene Prosap, whose product is annotated as SH3 and multiple ankyrin repeat domains protein 3-like. Gene Ontology annotation, cellular component: postsynaptic density; dendritic spine; postsynaptic membrane. The coding region runs from base 1171 to 7209 and encodes 2012 amino acids. Gene Ontology annotation, molecular function: synaptic receptor adaptor activity; ionotropic glutamate receptor binding. The record is from RefSeq and is a predicted model, not a curated record. The transcript has 20 exons. NCBI's taxonomy places the organism in Eukaryota, Metazoa, Arthropoda, Malacostraca, Decapoda, Varunidae.
GCCAGACAGGUGAGUUGGGCGCAAACCUUCAACGCGCGCGGACCUACGUAACCUUCCUCCGACAAGUGGUGCUUCGUCUAUCUCUUCCUUGUGCUUGUGACUUGUGGAGACUGAACUGAAAAUGUGACACAAAGGCCUGACAAGUCUGGAGGCCGGAGUGUGAGGCGGUGGCGGCCCAGGGAAGGCGGGGAGCCGAGGCCGAGGUGAACACUUGAACACUCUAUAACAGAAUGUGAAGGAUUUACAGCAGAAGCGCAUGAACUAAGUGGACAAGCAGCGCAGAUCAUCGGAAGAGAGGACUGGGAAGCAAGGAAGGAGGAGGGGAAAGACAGGAGACGAAAAACUGUAGCCUACUGGUCUGACGGGAGAUAAAGACCCUGACAAUAUAAAAGUGAACCACAUGGAAACGUUCUUGAUUGAAAGCUGAUACGGAGGGAGAAACAUAAUUAAAGGAUACAAAGGAGGGAAGAAUAUCAAGGUGUGAAGACCUAAGAAGUGAUUGAUUAUAAAGCGUCAGUGGUUUGAAGAAGAGGAAGAAGAAGGCGGUGGUGGUGAUGGCGGCAGCUUGGAGGUGUGUGUGGGGUGCCCGCUGGCCUGAGAAAUAUGUAGAUCACACUUAACAAGCACUGUGCCCAGCCAAGUGAAUCCACAGUGACGUAAUGAAGUGUUACAGUUAAACAAGCAAGAAAAACAACAUUAACAACUGGCCGUUACUGGAAAUAGGUUAAAACAUCAGAUAGGAGCAAGCGAUAUCGACAUGGAUUGUUUUUUCGAGUUUUGAUGCCCAGCCAAGUGCUUCCAGAGUGACGUAAUGAAUUGUUACAGUGAAAACAAGCAAGGAAAACACUAACAACUGGUUGGCACUUCAAAUAGUUUAGAACAUCAGUUAGGAGCAAACGAUAUCGACUUGGAUUAUGGUUGGAGUUUAAUUAGAACCGUAGAGGCUUUUCGAGUGCACUGUCGAGGAUUACAAGCAACAUAAGUAACGGCAAGCCAUGCAGGAGUAGCCUAUCAAUUACUGGUGAGGGGAAAACGAGCAAAGGUCAAGAAAAUAAGGUCAGACGGAUCCUAGGUAAGAGUGUGGAGGUUACACGCCCCUCAUCCUUGACCUGACCCCACCAUGACCCCAAGAGGAAUCGUACUGAAGUGGUGACACGGGCCUAGACAGACAUGCCCUCCACUACCUCCUCAGUGGACAGGUUCCACCACUACAAACGGCCAGGGUCAAGGCGUUCCAGGGUUAACUAUAACUAUAAGUACCGCCGGGCGUCAUGUCCUCUCGCCUUCGAAGAGAACUCACCGCGGCGCCUCCUAAGGUCAAGGAGCGCCGUGAUCAUGGAGGACGGGGUCAGCCUCAGCUCCGCCUCGGGGUCGGCCUCGGGUGCUGGGGGCUCGUCCUCGGCCUCCAGCAUGGCGGGGGAGGAAGUGGUGCUGCGGAUCAACGUGCCGGAGCUCAAGGUGGAGAAGUGUCUGCAGUUCCACCGUGACGACCUGGUGUGGGACGUCAAGCAGCAGGCCCUGGCGGCUCUCCCGAAGGUGGCGCUGUGGUACCGGGAACUCCGGGAGAGCUUCAACUAUGGACUCUUCUGUCCGCCCCAGAAUGGCCGCGCUGGGAAGUUUUUGGAUGAGGAGAGGCCACUAGGAGACUACCCUCUCCUUACACCUGUGGGUUAUCUAGAGCUUAAGUACAAGCGGAGAGUCUACAAAAUGCUUCACCUGGAGGAGAAGGCUCUGCGUGCACUCCACACUCGGGCAAACCUUCGGCGAUUCCUGGAGUACGUGAAGGAGAACAAUGUGGACAAGGUGUCGAAGAUGUGUGCCAAGGGAAUGGACCCCAACUUUCACUGUCAGGAAACUGGAGAAACACCGCUGACCCUUGCUGCUCGUAUCAAGAAGCCAGCACGCAUGAUUGUGGCGAUGGUGAACGGCGGUGCGCUGCUGGACUACCGCACCAGAGACGGAGUAACUGCUAUGCACAGGGCAGUCCAGGCCAGCAACUUUGAGGCUGUAAAAACACUGCUUGAUCUUGGCGCUUCACCGAAUUAUCGCGACACUCGUGGCCUGACGCCGCUCUACUACUCCGUGACCCACAACACCGACCCCUUGCUGUGUGAGGCUCUGCUGCACGACUAUGCUGUCAUCGGGGCGUCGGACAGUCAGGGCUGGCAGGAGACCCAUCAGGCCUGCCGCAACAAGAUGGUUCAGCACCUAGAACAUCUGCUCUUUUAUGGAGCUGACAUGAAUGCCCAGAAUGCCUCUGGCAACACACCGCUCCAUGUGUGUGCCGUCAACAACCUCGAAGACUGUGCCCGCGUCCUGCUGUUCCGAGGAUGCAACAAGAAUGCUAUAAACUAUGCCAAUCAGACGCCCUAUCAGGUGGCAGUCAUUGCUGGAAACAUGGACCUUGGGGAAGUGAUAAAGACCCAUAAUGAGGAUGACGUAGUGCCCUUCAAGGAACCACCAAAAUACAACCCAAACAGACGCAUCUCUGGAGUGCCUCUCUCCCGCACCCACUCUGACCCCAGACUGGAAGUGAGCACCACUACCAAGCCGCCCUCACCCUCGCCCUCCACCCGCUCCAUCCCGCCCUUCAGCUCUGCCUCCUCCCUCAGUGAGACCUCCACCGGCAGCAGCUCCACCUGCACCCACCCCAGCGAGAUGGACAGCGAGGAGUGUGCCAGCGCCCUCGGUUCAGCCAGUCUCAAUGCUGCGGGUAUGGACUGCUGUGACAUGGUGAGUGACAGUUCUGGUGUGUGCACAUCAAACAGCGGUAGUGCGGAGAGUUACGACGCCACACCCACAGAUGUUACGCAGUUUGACAUGGGCAUGCUGGUGGUGUGUCUGCAGCAGUACAUCCUACACAAGCCUGGACACCUGGACAUCAAUGCUGGUGACAUUCUGGAAGUGACUGGUAGCACGGAUGACGGUAUGCUGGAGGGGGUGCUGCGGGGGGUGACUGGGGUGUUCCCGCCUCACUGCGUCCAGGAGGUGCGGCUGCGCAACCCCCAGGCUGUGAGGGAGUCCCUGAUCGCCCCCCAGGUGGCCAGGGUGCAGGGCCGGCGGGAGAUGAUGGUGCCACCCCACUACGGCACAGCACCGAGGAUCAGGAAGCCUGUCAAUGAGCCUCGCACGGUUGUCCUUCACCGGGGCAAGAAAGGCUUUGGGUUUGUGCUGCGGGGUGCCAAGGCUACGUCGCCCCUGAUGGAGCGUCCCCAUGAGCGCGGCCCGGCCCUGCAAUACCUCGACGAUGUGGACCCCGGCGGCGUGGCGGACCUGGCAGGACUAAAGAAGGGAGAUUACUUGAUAAAGAUCAACGGCGAGGAUGUGUCCCAGGCAUCCCACGAGCAUGUUGUAACCUUGAUCCGUAAGUCUGGCGACCUGGUGCAGAUGGUGGUGGUCACGCCAAGCCCCAUGACCUCCUUCACCGCCCUUAAACCGCCGAUGGGCAACAUUGGCACAAUAAGACGUGGGUGCCAGACACUACCCCGAAAACUCCACGCAGUGCGGUCGUCCCAAGCCCCCCCAGCUCCCCCCCCAAGGGACCCCAGAACCACCCUCAGUGUGGGCCGAGCAAGGGCCAAAUCCAUGGUGGCUGGACUUCAGGAUAUUGGAACGAGUUCCUUGAGGGAACUGGACACCAAAGAAGCCCUGGAUGCCAGCAUGCGAGAGAACGGGGAUGUGAUGUCCCGUUCUGCCGGAGAGCAUUAUGGGGUGGGUCUGUAUGGCUCCCCCCAGGGCACCCCUUCCAUGGGCACUCCAGUAGGCACUCCACCAGGCCCUAAGGUUGCAUCCAUUAAGGCGCGUCCAAGCUCGAAACGCAUGACAGCAGCGGAGGUUGAGGACUUGUUCCAGCACAGCUCCUCCCCCCCCACCAGCCCCUCCUCGCGUCCACCACGAGUGUAUGCAAGUGUGGCGGAAAUGAAGAAGGCAAAGAUGACACCAAGGCGAUGCAAGUAUGCUUUCAUGCUGAGGUUCAGGGCAUCAAGUGAGAGUCCCCACUCUGACAUGGCUGUCAGGCAGUCCACCAACAAAAGCUCCUCCUCCCAGAACAACACACAUUGUCCUCCUGGUUUGCGUUUAUGUUUCCCGGCCAUGAACUUUAUAGCAGCGGCCGGCACAGCUAUGAAGGCCAGGCAUGUGGCCGAGCUCACCCGGAUGCACAAGGUGUUCCGGUCUACGCCAGACCUGAAGGCCGGGGUCACGGCGCCCCUGCCAGCUGCCACAGCCGAGGAGAAGCGCAAGUCCAUCUCCCAGGAAGAUCUGUUCAUUUCGACACUGAAUGGCCAGGGAUCACGACAUUCCCUAGCCUGUCCGCCACGCCGCUCUUCCACCCUCGGGAGGAGUCCUGUUGGCGGGGGGUCUCUCGGGUCUAGCCAAUCCUGGCAGAGUGGGGAGGAUGAUGAGGAUGACGAUGAGGAGGAGGAGGAGAGCAGUGACUCCCCUAACUGCUCCCCAGGACCCGUGGAGUACAGGAUGCUCCGGCGCUCCCAGUCAGCUGUCAAUGCUGCCAUGCUGCGCCGGGCUGGUCUCCACCCUCCCCCAACCCACCCUCCACCUCCACCACCCCUCGGCCAGCUCGUGAAGGUUGACAUCAGCCGCUCCAAGAGUGACUAUGCCACAGUGGGCGUGGCACCCUCAACCCCCGACUCUGCUCCACUGUCGCCUGCCAUCCAGUCCAGCUUCCGACCAACAGACAGUGCCAAGUUAUAUGCCUCACCAGAGGAGGUCAAGGCAGUGGGUUACCGCAGCCCAGACUCAGCGGGCCGCAAGGGCACCAGCGUCAAGACCCGGUCACAGAGCUUGCCACCGAGCACUUCCCGCCCCAGUGUCCAGCGAGGCUCCCCAGAGAGGGCCGCCCAGGCAGCCUACUCUGCCACCGCAUACUCCACCUUCCGGGGCGAGGGUCGGGAGGGCAGCAGAAGCCAGGAGCCGCUCUCUCCUCCAGCCACAGCCCCACACAGACCUCCUGUUAGUGAUUCUGUGACCUACGCACGACCCAAGAACAACCGCAGUGUUCAGGAGAAUGUUGAGACCAAUUCCCCCAGUCGUGUGGUUCCUCAAGGGGGUCGCGGCGCCCCUCCACCCUCCACCCCAGCACCUGACAUCCCUGAGCCAGACUACAGCUCCGAUGAAAACUCCUCUGCCCCGUCACUGUCCCAGGAUGAUUCCAAAAAGACGAAGACCCUCAAGAAGAAGAAACAAUCAGUAGCCUUCUCUCCCAACCUAGUGACCUCAACCGAUCCCCCAACCCCCCCUCAGCAGGACUCUGAUGGACCGCAUUAUGCUGCUCCCUCCAGAACCCCAGCACCAGCACUAGCCCCUGUGGGACCCCUUGGAGGCAAUAACUUCAGGGACAUGAUAGCACAGAAGGCAGCUGAGAGACAAGCCAGGCAAGAUGAUGGACCAGAAGGCUCACGGUCAGCCAACUCCAGCCCGGCCAAGAGAAUCAACAAUGGCAAUGGCAACGGGGCUCUUGGAGACGCCAUCCAGGAAUCUGCACUUUUCAAUCGCCAACGAGAAAAGAGUUCUCCGGCACCACAGGUGGGCCGGCCUGUCAGUGGCCCCAAUGAGGACCUCAAGAUGGGCCGCAUCAUGAGGAACUCCAAGUCCUGCCCUAAUGAGUUCUUAGAAGAUGGUGACAACUCCUCCAGCGGUGUGAGCAGUGAUCAGGACCCUGCAGAGGCCUACGUCACUGUCAUUAACACAGAGUCUGACACCAUUUCUGCCACCACCAGCGGCAACGGUGGCUCAGAAAGGUUCCUAAGCCACCAGGGGUCCCGAGAUGAUAGCUCGGAGGCCUCGGAGAGCUCAGACGAGGCCAGCGACCGCACUUGGAUCUUGACCAAUGAACGCAGCGGUGAGAGGAGUGAUUCCAGGAGUGACAGUGACUCCAACGGUGCCCGGCGCUCCGGCUCACUGACCCGCAACGCUGUGUCACUAGUCAAGCUGCCACCACCCCAAGAGACUACAGAACCUGACCUGGAGGGUGAGACAGCAAGGCAAGGUGACCAGGACACCCUCAGCACAGUGUCCUCCCUCAGUAGCCUCUCCUCAGGCUCUGGGGGCAGCGGUGGGGAGCGGGAGAGGGCACACCCACCCCUCACCCAGGCCCAGCAUUCCCUACCCACCACUACUCACCCCCAUAUGAGAGCCACCCUGCCUAGGACACCAUCAGCUGUUACUCGUGCUGCCUCGGCCCCUCCCCAGACUACUCACGGCAUGAAAACCGUGGCAGGCGGUUCCCUAACCCGCGGCCGCCCUCGGGAACAGCUCUGGAGUUCUGAAGGGGAGGGCGGGGGAAUGGUGCGAGAGAAGAGUGCACCGCCAGCCUCACGCACCCUCGAACGGCCUUACAAGGGCACCAUGAACUCGAGGGGGGCAGAGUAUGAACGCAGCAUUGAGGAGUCUCUGCAGCUGAUCCGCAUGCACAUGGACUCCCUGAAUGAGGUGAACACACUCGCUGGGGUGCCGGGGGCUGGCGGGGGAAGUGAGAUGGUACUUGCUCCCCCACCAGAGUUCUGUGACCUGUCCUUGUCAGAGCAUCACCCACGAAGGAACAAAACAGUGAUUCACAUCUCCAGUGACACCCAAGACCCGCCUGUCAGUCUGGUGUCAGGGCCAUCCAGGCACCACCACCACCACCAUCAUCACCUGCACCACCACCACCAACAACAGCAACAGCAACCACAACAGCAGCAACACCCCCAGCAACAACACCCCCAGCAACAACACCAGCACCAACUACAACAACAACAACUUCAACAGCAGCAACUACAGCAACACCAACUACAACAGCACCAGCUACAACAACAGCAGCUACAACAGCACCAACUUCAACAGCACCAACUACAACAGCACCAGCUACAGCAACACCAAAUACAGCAACACCAGCUACAACAGCAGCUACAACAGCAACAACUCCAGCAACAACUUCAACAGCAACAACAGCAGGAACAAGAAGACGACACUCCACAGUUCCGACACAAGACAUUGACCGAGUGGACCACCCGAGACACAACGGAGUGGCUGGAGAGUAUUUUUAUGCCCGAGUAUAAGGAUUCUUUUGAGGAGCAAGACAUUGACGGUCGAAAGUUGAUGGGCCUGAACAACGAUGCUCUGAUCAACCUGGGUGUGAGGCGGGUUGGUCACAGGGUCAGUAUGGAAAAGUCUCUGAAAAGGUAUAAACCCACUGAACGCAUUGAUCUUUGAUUUGAGAGUUCUUGGUGAGCCUUGUCGGUAGUGAAGGCCACCGAGAACGAGAAGACCGUUAGAUGCUCCUAUGUGCUGUUACUGGGCCAUUCAUUUUCAUACUUAAGGUUAGUGGUGGAUGUGUAUGAUUCUUGUGUUUGCUGUUUAUAAACUACAUCGAUGAAGCCCUCAGGGUCCCGAGAAUUAUUUUUUCCUGGAGACGUGUCCAUUUUUUCAUUCAUUAAUCUUCAUGAUCAUUUUCACCAGCCUUUCAUUCUUCAUUGAGUCAUUUUUGAAUGUUGAGAAGCCAUUGUGUACUAGGUGUAGUCUCUUUGCCUAAAAACGUCCAACUUGUGAACUCUUGAAACUCCAGACAAUAACUAAAAGAACUUGUAUUCCUAGUUUAAAGACAGUGAUUUUGAAUUCUCUCAAAAUCUAUUAUGUAAUUUAUAAUUACCAAUAAUUUUAAAAGCUAUAUGUGUCAUUGUAAUUAUAAUGUCUAGGGACUUUGCUUUCAAGUGCAGACUGAACUAUGGCUAUGAAGUGGUACUAACACAGAGCAUUCAGUUCCUAUAUCAAUAUUUUUCCUAAGUGUCAAAGCAGAAAAGGAACUCCAGCAUCUCCAUUUAGUAUGUUAAUCAAAAGUAUCCAUAGCAUGUGUGAAUUGGUAUUACUGCAAAUGCCAUCAGCCUGCGGGGAGUGGCUGGCCGGGUCACCGAGGUGUAUCCAUCAUUAUCUGACCCUCGGCCAGCCCUUGGAAACAUUGUGCAUGCUAGGUAGUCUUCAUUAUCCACUGUCGCCAUUGCCAAUUUUUAUACCUGUAACAUUUUAUAUAUAAAAGUAUAUACUAUAUACAUAUAUAAUAUAUAUAUAGCAUUAUGCACCAUGCUGUUGAAAGACACGUGUCCUUGUGCUGGAGAAGUGGGAAGUGUUCUUAGCUCUGGAGAAGAAAAUGAGUGCACAGACUAAGUGUUUGUACAAAAAAGGUUGUUGAUAAUGUACAUAUUACUGGAUCAUAAACCCUUCACUCAACACAGCUACAUUGUGUAUAUAUCUAUACGUAUGGUUCUCUUUGCUAGUGACUUGUCCAUUCUGUCUGCCAACUUUGUGUGUGCCAAAUGCUUCAUCGCUGUGAGGUGUGAUCAAGAGCCGAGUGAACCAAGAAUGUGUGUGUCUGUGCCAAGAAGUGUGUAAAAUUUAAGUAUUGAUAUGUUUUCAUAAUUAUGUUUGACAUAAUCAUACAAUCACAGGAUAUGGUGACUCCUUAAGUUUAAAUGCCAAAUAAGCAAUAAUAUGAUGACCCCCAUAAUGGGUAGUCUUAUGCAUUAAAUAUCUCAGACCUGGAUAAUUCUCAUGAGUGUUGCUACCCAAAUUCAUCUUUGACUGAUGGAAGAAAACUCUUGUUAACUAUCAGAUGUGUGGAAUUUUCUCUUGUGGGUUGCUCCAGGUUUGAGGAGGAAUUACUGUGCUUGGCAGCGAAGAGUUUUGAGCAUUUUCGAAAAUCUUAAUGGCAUCUGCAGUUUUGUGUGGGGGAGAGAGACAUUAGGAAGGAGAAGUGAGUGAGUGAGAGGAAGUGAGAGGUCCAAGCUUUGUGUCGUGUUGGGAGCUUGUUUGUGCGUCAGUGAUUGGGCUGUUAAGAACUAACCAAAUCGUGAACUGAGGAAAGACAAUAAUGGCUGAGCUUCUUUUCAGGUAGCUUAGAGGAGAUGACUAGUGACUGAGCAGCCUUGUGAUACUAGGCCUUUGAACUAGUUAAAAGAAAUCAAGCAAUGCUGUAAUUUUGUAUAACUAUGGUUUCUUCAGCCACGCAGAAACCCAGAUCGUUUACACCCAGCAUUAGUAGACCCAGCUACUUAUUAGUUUUGUGAAUUGCGCUUCUUAAAACAAAAGUCAAGCGAAAAAUAAUCACAGAAAGCUUGAAGAGUAAAUUAUUAAUUUUGUCUUGUAUUCAAAUCAAUAUUGAAAGAGCGCGUUCUCCUCGGUUAGCUGGCGAAAAACUGAAUCAAAUACUGUUCAUGCUAGCGCUUUAGGAGUACCUAGAGCUAACGUGCAGCAUAUUUCGCUCGACGCUUCCUUUGAUUUUCGCGCGAUGGUCGUGAGAACAUCGCGCGUGUAGCUGUCGCGGCCACCGCGUCGCGCCCAUCACUCAUUGUCCCGCUCUCAGCCACACAGGAGCUAAAUGGUGCUGACAUUUACACAGACAUUCAUUCAUUCGUUACUGGCAGGUUUAUACAUAUAUUAUUUCUUCUUGUGUUAGGAUCAGCAAGGAAUUCAUAUUUUUUUCCUCCAGCGCGGGGCGAGCUGCGCGCCGGCCGCUCCGCCCCACUCUAGUCUGUCCGCUGUAGUUAUUAUUAUUAUUUCUAGGCGGAUCUUUUUCCUAAUACAAAAUUGUUUACAAAUUUUAAUUAUUUAUCCAGAGAUAUGUAUGUGCAUCUGUGCUCAAUAAAGUUUAAUACUUUUA